Molecule: messenger RNA, 1306 nt
Organism: Pelagomonas calceolata
Lineage: Eukaryota; Pelagophyceae; Pelagomonadales; Pelagomonadaceae
Source: the annotation of a GenBank genome assembly
CGGCGAUGUUGGCAGUGCUAUGAGGACCUCGGAGCCACAUAAAAGUAGCCAGGACCCCUCUCGAACGCCCCCCGACGGUUACAGCCGUCGAUAAAAGGCCGAAAACCCCGCGCUCUCCUGGCGGGUUUCAGGCUCUCACAACUUGAGACAACUUGAGGGACCACAGCUAUCGCAUAAAUGCCCUAAACACACGCGUGAGGCCGUAAACGUGACGCUGCCAAGCACUUGACCGACUGCCAAAGCGCACCGCGGCCGGAGCAUGGCGUCCCAGGCAAUGGCAGCGCAGGACGAGGCCGCCGCGGACGUAGCGGUGGCCAAACGCGUCGAAGCCAUGCUCAGGCACGAGGGCCUCAACCUGAAAGGAUCGUCCGACACCCAAGCCUGGGCCUCGCCGUCCGACUUCUGGCGCGACGCGUCGUACCGAGCGACGUGGUACAGCAAAGCAAUUGCCUACUGGGAGAACGACGCAGAGGUGCCCGCCACGGUCGACGGCGUCCUCGGCGGCUUCGCGUCCUUGGACGCGCCGGACGUGCGCGCGUCGCGGCGCUUCCUCACGCGAGCGCGGGACGCGGCCGGCCAGAGCGGCGCGUUCGCCGCCGCCGACGUCAGUGACCGUGCGCGAAUCAAGAUUUCAUGGCGCCUUCGCAUUCGCCCACGCUGAGCCAGCACGACCGCUCGCACGCAGGUCGCCGCGGGCAUCGGGAGGGUGGCGAAGCACGUGCUGUUGCCGUUAGGCGCUUCCAGUGUGGACGUCCUCGAGCCCGCGAGGACGUUGCGGGAGGCGGCCUGUGCGUUUGUCGACGCCGUCGAUACGGUCGAAGGCAUAAAGGUGGGCGGUUCCGCAGCAAAGUGCCGCUUCCUCGCGGCGCCCAUGCAGGACUGGGCGCCAUCAUCAUCAUCGUAUGACGUGAUCUGGGCGCAGUGGUGCGUCGGGCACCUCACCGACGCCCACUUCCUGCGCUUCCUCCAGAGGUGUCGGACGGCGCUCAAGCCCAAGGGCAUCCUCGUCGUAAAAGACAACUGCGGCGAGUCGUCAUCCACGGACGACUGUUUUGAAGUUGACGAUGCCGAUCGGAGCAUCUGCCGCGGACGCGCCUAUCUCGAGGCGCUCCUCGCGCUGAGCGGCGCGGAGUUGCUGUGUACGGCGCUCCAGCCCGUAUCCGGGGAGGAGGCGUUCCCGGCGGAUAUCUAUCCGGUGCGGUCCUACGCGCUGCGCUGGGUUGAUGAUGGAGUCACGUAAGCACCAUGUACACAUUUAAUUCUCUCUUGGGCGACUUGAGCGCUCCUGCGACGGCGUCGACGGGGC